This is a messenger RNA of Symbiodinium necroappetens, 323 nucleotides long. NCBI's taxonomy places the organism in Eukaryota, Dinophyceae, Suessiales, Symbiodiniaceae. The record is from the annotation of a GenBank genome assembly.
GACGUGAUUGGACAACUGCAGGAGAUUAUCUGCCACCAUCAAGCCCCACCGAAGGAGCGAAAUCAAAGUACCUGUACAAGCAGGUCGACUGCUCGAAGCUGAAACACGUCUCUCAUUGUGGCAAGUCCGGCCAAGCUGGCUGUGAGAACACCUAUGAGAUCAACAGUGGAGUUGGCUACACCUGCCUUUGGGACAAGGAAAUCUGGCCUCCGGCGGCUUGGCAGUUCAGCAGAAUCUUCCUCUAUGCCUGGAGGACUGGCCCCGCACCUGCGGCCCUGGCACUCGCGGAGCUCCUGAUAAGUGCUGGUAGUCUUUGUGUCUGA